AUGCAGCGAAUCCAUCGCCUCUCCCUCCUUGCUCCCUCCGUCAUCUCUUCACUUCUCCGCUGCAUUUCGCCGCCGCCGCUCCUCUAUGCCUGCUCAAUCCUUCUCCCCUCCACUCCACCGCACCUGCUCCAGCUGCCGCCUCCUGUUCCUCCUCCUAGACCUGGACAUCACCAGUUCGCCGUCAACAAUCUGGCCGCUCGUGGUUCGUCCGCGCACCUGCACCAUGUACGGCGGCGUGUGGAGGCUGCUAUGCCCGUGAUUGGUGGCCUUCAUUUUGCUGCAUCCGCCCGGCGGGUCGUACCCCCUACCUUCUCGGCUUCUCGCCUUCGCCGGCUCCGCUGGGGCCUCCUUGGUUCUUGUGCCGUCGUCCUUCCGCGGCAGAGGCAGGGAUGGGGGAUUGGGGGCGGUGGGAGCGCUGCUAGAGUUUUGCCCGUGGACAAGUUCACACUGGUUGCCGUCGUCGCCUACUCAAGAUGGGGUCGUCAACGAGAUGAAGAGAAGAUCUGUUUCAGAUGGUUGCCUUCCUCAUCCAACCAAAAUUUUCAGGAUGCAAACUAUGUAGGGUUGACAUUACGUAUCUUGGUCUGCUUUGUCUGGCCAGCUGCUCCCUGUCGCAUUCCACAAAUUUGUGAGGUGUGGUAG
Messenger RNA from Miscanthus lutarioriparius, 642 nucleotides. Lineage: Eukaryota; Viridiplantae; Streptophyta; Magnoliopsida; Poales; Poaceae. The record is from the annotation of a GenBank genome assembly.